AUGGAGUUCAAAGAGGCUGUGCGUGAAUAUUGCAUACAAGAGGGUAGAAGGAUUUGGUUUAAGAAGAACGAUAACGUGAGGAUGAGAGCUGUGUGUAAGGAUGCGAGCUGUGGCUGGCUUGUGUAUGCCUCUAACAAUACUGAGAACAACUGCUGGCAGAUCAAGACAUUCAUGGAUAACCACACCUGUGCAAGAGAGACCAAAAAUAGACUAGCUAAUAGGAAGUGGCUAGCCUACAAAUUGGUGAAGAAACUAAGAAAAUAUCCGAAUCUGAGACACUCCGAGGCUACGCAAUAUUUUAAGACUAAAUGUGAUCUGGAACUAAACAAGUCUUCACUGACCAGGGCCUUAGGAGAUGCUAGAUCUGUUGUGUACGGUGAUGCAGCUGCCCAAUAUGGCACGGUGAGAGAUUAUGGGCUGACACUGCUGAAGAGCAAUCCAGGAUCCACUGUCACAGUUAGGGUUAUACCUCAGCCCAACCCUGAUGAUGAUCCAAUUUUCGAGAAGAUGUAUGUCUGUUUGGAGGGAUGUAAAAAAGGAUUUCUGGCUAGUUGCAGACCCCUCAUAGGCUUGGAUGGGGCUUUUCUAAAGACCCGGCAUGGUGGUCAGAUAUUAUCUGCAAUUGGCCAAGACGCAAACAAUCAUAUAUAUGUUAUUGCCUAUGCAAUUGUCCCUGUUGAGAACACUGAAAACUGGAGAUGGUUCUUGGAAUUACUUCAUCAAGACCUAGGGGAUUAUAAGAAGAACAAGCUCUGUUUUAUCUCAGAUAUGCAGAAGUUAAGGAGGUUUUUCCAGAUGUCCAUCACAGAUUCUGCGUUUGACAUCUGUGGAAGAACUUCAACAAGCAAUAGAAGGAUCUCCAGCUUAGAGGGUUUCUCUGGGAUUGUGCAAGGUGUACUAGCCAAGAUGGCUUCCUUGAUAUCAUCAAAAAGAUUGAAAGGGAUCAAAGAUGCUAGAGCUAAGCCUAUUAUCACACUCUUGGAAGAAGUCAGAAUGUAUGCAAUGAGGUUGAUAGCUAGGAACAAGGUGAAGCUGAAUUCGAACACUGGAGUUCUACCUCCUAUAUAG
Molecule: messenger RNA, 1068 nt
Organism: Arachis ipaensis
Lineage: Eukaryota; Viridiplantae; Streptophyta; Magnoliopsida; Fabales; Fabaceae
Source: RefSeq, a predicted model, not a curated record